CAAAGUUGUUGUUCAACGAGCAGUGCGAAAUUCUGAUACCCGAAGUGUAUGUGACUAUUCGCAGGCAGCACAAACGGAUACAUUAACACAGGAAGCAUGGCAUCCUCACAGCUAAAGGUUCUGUCACCGAGCGUCCACUACACGGACGAACAUAUUGAGGUGGACUACCAGUACCAAACGACCACCGUGGUUAGCAGCGGCCCAAGCGGAUACACGGUGAAACCUGAAACUACGGAGUUGAACAUCCGCACGGAGCGCCAUGUUCCGCGGAUGGGCUUGAUGCUGGUUGGCUGGGGUGGCAACAACGGUUCGACGCUAACCGCCGCCCUCGAGGCAAACAAACACAGCCUGGAAUGGCGUACGCGUCACGGCACCCAGAAGGCCAACUGGUACGGUUCGAUCACGCAAUCGUCCACCGUGUUGCUCGGUUCGGAUGCAUCCGGGCAGGAUGUGUACAUCCCGAUGAACGAGCUCGUACCGAUGGUAAAUCCGAACGAUAUCGUCGUCGACGGUUGGGACAUCAGCUCGAUGAACAUUGGCGAAGCGAUGAAGCGAGCGCAGGUGCUCGAAGUUGGGCUGCAGGAUCAGGUGUACAAGCGGUUGUCGCAGAUGCGCCCUCGACCAUCAAUCUACGAUCCGGACUUUAUUGCGGCCAAUCAGGCGGAACGAGCGGAUAACACGAUCCAGGGAACGCGCUACGAACAGUAUCAGCAGAUCGUGAAGGAUAUUCGCGAGUUCAAGGCACAGUCAGGCGUCGAUAAGGUGGUCAUUCUAUGGACGGCCAAUACGGAACGCUUUGCUGAGGUGAAGGACGGACUCAAUACCACGAUGGCUGACUUGGAACGUUCGCUGAAGCAGAACCACUCGGAAAUUUCGCCGUCGACGAUCUUCGCUAUGGCUGCAAUUGCCGAAAAUUGCAUCUACAUCAACGGAUCCCCGCAAAACACGUUUGUUCCCGGUGUGAUUGAGAUGGCCGAGCACUAUGGUGCCUUCAUUGCCGGUGAUGAUUUCAAAUCUGGACAAACCAAGCUAAAAUCGGUGCUGGUAGACUUCCUCGUGUCGGCCGGCAUCAAGCCGGUAUCGAUCGUGAGCUACAACCAUCUCGGUAACAACGAUGGCAAGAAUCUCUCGGCCCCGCAGCAGUUCCGCUCGAAGGAAAUCUCGAAGAGCAACGUAGUGGACGAUAUGGUCGCCUCCAAUCACAUCCUGUACGGUGCGGACGAGCAUCCGGAUCACUGUGUCGUGAUCAAGUACGUGCCGUACGUCGGUGACAGCAAGCGAGCGAUGGACGAGUAUACGAGCCAGAUCAUGCUCGGUGGCCACAACACGCUGGUCAUUCAUAAUACCUGCGAGGAUUCGCUCCUUGCCACGCCACUCAUUCUUGAUCUGGCGAUUUUGGGUGAACUUUGCUCCCGCAUCCAGAUCCGGCGCAAGGAACAGGCCGGCGCAGAGUUUGUACCCUUCCGGUCGGUACUUUCGCUGUUGAGCUACCUUUGCAAGGCGCCACUCGUACCGCAGGGAACACCGGUGGUAAAUUCGCUUUUCCGUCAACGAACAGCAAUCGAGAAUAUUUUGCGCGCCUGCGUUGGACUGCCACCGCUCAGCCAUAUGACGCUGGAGCAUCGAUUCGAUCUGCCCAUCGGCGAAGCUCAGUCGGAAGCGGUGCAACACAUCGCGAAGAAGGCACGUGUGAAUGGCACAGUACCCUUGGCGAAUGGCACCAGCGAGAAAUGUAACGGGGUGCAUAAUGGUGACGCUCACCAUUCGGAGAAAGUGAGCAGCCAUUAA
Anopheles maculipalpis is the source of this 1788-nucleotide messenger RNA. It is a transcript of the gene Inos, whose product is annotated as inositol-3-phosphate synthase. The transcript has 3 exons. Gene Ontology annotation, molecular function: inositol-3-phosphate synthase activity. The coding region runs from base 97 to 1788 and encodes 563 amino acids. Gene Ontology annotation, biological process: phospholipid biosynthetic process; inositol biosynthetic process. Gene Ontology annotation, cellular component: cytoplasm. The record is from RefSeq and is a predicted model, not a curated record. NCBI's taxonomy places the organism in Eukaryota, Metazoa, Arthropoda, Insecta, Diptera, Culicidae.